AUGUUCCCCUCUUUGGAUUUCUCUCGUUUCCACGAUCCCUCUCAGCGAGAGGAAUUCUGUCGCCAAUUCGUCUCAAUAUUGAAGGAAUAUGGAUUUCUCAAACUGAUCAAUCACGGCAUUCCGUGUGCCCAGAUUGACCUGGCAUUUGCGGCAGCACGCCACUUCUUCCAAUUACCCUUGGAACAAAAGUUGAAAGCACCUCAUCCUCCCACCGCGCAUCCACAUCGAGGCUUCAGUCCGGUCGGGCUGGAGAACGUUGGGGCUGUCUCCGGCUAUGGCAGCGCAACGAAAUCUCCUUACGUCGGAGACAUGAAGGAAUCCUACGACAUUGGAUCCGAGUAUGAUCCACUCUACAAGAACAUCUGGCCACCCCCGGGAGUGGACGAUGGCUUCCAACCGACCUUUACUUCAUUCUUCGAAGCUGGCUAUCGCACCGAAUUGGCCAUCCUCAGGGCUCUCUCGAUCGGACUAGGUCUACCUGAGCAAACGCUUGGACAGCUUCACGCAGACCAGACCAAUGAGCUGCGCAUCACGCACUAUCCGGCGGUCGCCCGAGGGGAUUUUGUGCAUUCGACACGCAUCGCGGCGCACACCGACUUUGGGACGAUCACCCUGUUAUUCCAAGAUACAGUCGGAGGCCUACAAAUGGAGGUUCCACCGCACAGUGGGCAGUUCGCGGACAUCGAGAGUGGAGGGCCAUACGAGUGUAUUCUGAAUGUCGGCGAUUGCCUGCAAAUGUGGACCGCGUUGCACAGUGCGUGCCAUCGAGUCCAUCUUCCCGUCCGGUCCAGUGAAGCGCAAAUCGACGAGAUGGUGCCGGAGCGCUUCUCCAUCGCGUACUUUGCGAAGCCCGACCGUGCUGCUAUCCUCCGACCCUUACUGGAAGGAGAUGGAGAUCCCGAGGGGAAAUAUCCGACAGCCAAUGAGUUUCAACACAUGCGGAUUGCGGGAACAUACGGAUGA
Molecule: messenger RNA, 963 nt
Organism: Aspergillus alliaceus
Lineage: Eukaryota; Fungi; Ascomycota; Eurotiomycetes; Eurotiales; Aspergillaceae
Product: isopenicillin N synthase family dioxygenase
Exons: 4
Coding region: 1-963 (320 amino acids)
Molecular function (GO): dioxygenase activity
Source: RefSeq, a predicted model, not a curated record